This is a messenger RNA of Phlebotomus papatasi, 864 nucleotides long. RefSeq names its product juvenile hormone acid O-methyltransferase-like. Lineage: Eukaryota; Metazoa; Arthropoda; Insecta; Diptera; Psychodidae. The record is from RefSeq and is a predicted model, not a curated record. The transcript has a single exon. The coding region runs from base 16 to 864 and encodes 282 amino acids.
UGGGUAGUGUUGGCAAUGUCUUUUGAAAAUGCUGAAUCGUACUUCGAAGGUAACAAUUAUACCAAAGUUUACACUAAAAUUCUCAUGGAUGAAUUUUACGAGUGGAUAAAUUGGCGCAAAGAUGGGAAUGAUUCCCUUCUGGAUAUCGGAAGUGGUCCUAGAAAUACAAUUCGCGAAGUACUUUAUCCUCUCCUGCCCAUAAAUUUUUCAAGACUCGUUCUGUCAGACAUUUCUGGGCCAAUGGUUGAGCUACAGAAAAGGGAGUUCAAGGGAUAUGAUCGUGUUUCUUGUGAAGUUCUUGACAUUGGAACCCAAAUAUCUGACGAUAUGUCGAAGAAACUCGGAACUUUUGAUCAUGUAACAUCAUUCUUCUGUUUAAUGUGGGUGGCAGAUCAACAAAUCGCCAUGGACAACGUUUACAAAUUGCUUAAACCUGGAGGAGACUGUUUUCUCGUUAUUGUGGCAGAUUCACCAAUAUUUGAUGCUAUAUGUAGUGUCUGCGAAAAACCCCGUUGGAAGGAAUAUUUUAUCGGAUGGAAGGAUUUCUACGUGUAUCCUUACACUGAAAUUGACAAAUCCAAAGCCAAAGGACUAAAAUUUAUGGAAAUGGCAGGUUUUGUGGACACUAAGGCAGAACUAAGAGAAAAUUUCUUUGAAUUUGGUUGUGAUGAGCACAAGGAAAAUUUUUUAAGAUCAAUGCCCAAUAGAUUUUCCAAAGAUGUGACUGAUAAGGAAGAAGAAGAAAUAUAUCAAGAGCGACUCGAGAAGUUUGAUGAAUUUAAACUGGGGGAAUAUCGUGAUAAUACUGGCAGAAUUAACAAACCAAAUACUUACUUAAUUUUGUAUGGAAAAAGACCAAAAUAG